Molecule: messenger RNA, 425 nt
Organism: Chaetomium strumarium
Lineage: Eukaryota; Fungi; Ascomycota; Sordariomycetes; Sordariales; Chaetomiaceae
Exons: 1
Coding region: 81-293 (70 amino acids)
Source: RefSeq, a predicted model, not a curated record
CUCUGAUUGGCUGGCUGCGCCGUCUCCAUCCGGGCGAGGUACUUUCUCGGCUAUGACGGUGGCAGGAAGCUCGUAGCAACAUGGUCCCGGCCUCGUUGCCACUUCAUGUAAAAUCCCGCCUGCGGCUCCUUGUGAUUCUCAAACUCUCCACACUUUUUUCUUUUCUGCGGAAACCACACACCUGCAGCUUUUCUCCCUUCCCCUCGUUGUUGUCGCGAGGCCGUCUGGGUGAUUGGGCUUUGCAACUCUCCACUCCAAUUGACUUCGUGUUUGCGCUCUUGCCGAGCUGCUAAACGUCACCACCAUGUUGGCAUCUCGUCAGCUCCUGGGCGUCGCCCGGAGCCGUACCCUCGGUGGCAUGAGCCUGGGCCUCAGGCGCAUGGCGACCGUGACAGACUCUCCUCUGGACAAGAAGGUAAGUGGCU